AUGGCUAUUGUUUCUUCAGGGCGAAAGCAAAAGGUAGACAAGAGUGAGGCUCGUCGAAAGCUACGUGAAAGUCGAAAUUAUGAUCCUCUUGCCCACCGAAAGGAAGAUGCCCAGAGAAGUCGUGACAGAGCCUCCAUGGAUACCAAGGAGUUGUACAGAGGAAUAGUAAAGCUUUAUGAGGAGUUCAUUACGAGUGAAGGAGUGAUACCAGCUGGAUUCCCUGUCAAAGACAACUUUCCUGUUCCCAUACUAGAAGAACUCAAGAGCUUUAUUCGCUGGUACAUUGCUUCUACAGAAGGCAGCAUUUACGAUAGCCCGACAAUGAGAACCGUUCUUGCCUUUGCACAGCAAUUCGUUCCGGGGUCCUAUCUGUUGACUGGAAAUCAAAUUCCACCACAGGACUCAGAGGAGCUUUAUUUUUGGAUCCAAUACGUCUUGACGGAGGAAAAUGUGAUCAAUGACAUCAAAAAGGAAAAAUACAAUUUCACCAAGGAGAACUUUAUCCAAAUUAUGACCUCCUUUUGGGUCCUUGAUAACCCGGUGUUCCUCCAUGGCAGACAUAAGAUUCAAAUUCCGUUUAUCACCAAGAUAUUCCUCUUUAUGGGUGCAAGGAUCGGAGCAUUCCUACCAGCAAACAAGCACAAGCAGGAAAGAGGCCUUCGUUACAAGCACAUCCAAUUGGUCCUUUUUUGUACUCACGGCAAUGCUCCGUGGAGCCAGUUGGAAACUGUACCAGCAAUGGGUCAAGAACAAUCAAAGCCUGAGAUAUAUUGUUUUUAG
Messenger RNA from Aspergillus chevalieri, 780 nucleotides. RefSeq lists its product as uncharacterized. Lineage: Eukaryota; Fungi; Ascomycota; Eurotiomycetes; Eurotiales; Aspergillaceae. The coding region runs from base 1 to 780 and encodes 259 amino acids. The transcript is spliced from 5 exons. The record is from RefSeq and is a predicted model, not a curated record.